Molecule: messenger RNA, 1414 nt
Organism: Numida meleagris (helmeted guineafowl)
Lineage: Eukaryota; Metazoa; Chordata; Aves; Galliformes; Numididae
Gene: SGK1
Product: serum/glucocorticoid regulated kinase 1
Exons: 6
Coding region: 578-1225 (215 amino acids)
Molecular function (GO): phosphatidylinositol binding
Source: RefSeq, a predicted model, not a curated record
UAUGGUUAUUUGUGCUCAGCUGGUCUGACUGUGCAUCUCUCUCUCCCUCCCGCCCUCUCUCUCUCUCUCUCUCUCUCCCUGCUGUUGCUGAACAGCAGCUCCCACUGGAAUUUGCACAAUCAAAACCAGCUUUCAUCUCAAACAGCAGUGAAUCACAUCACCUGGCGAAGAGGAAUAGCAAAUUGAGCCCAGUAGCCUUGCUGCUUAUGAAGCAUGUGGUACCAAUAGCACCCACCGGAUGGAAGGACCCAGGUUUACGUGAGACUCACUCAGCCUCAGACCUGCUGCCUGUGAUGUGAAAGCUGUUACGGGCUUUUAUAGGAGUGUGUGUAUUUAGAAGACGUUUCUACAAAGCAAACAGCCUGCUGCAACUGAAGGCUGGGAAAGGCUGCUGCUUGCUGCUACUGCUGCAGUAGCUGGUGCAGCAGGAUGAAUGUGUAAAGGGCAGCUGCCCAAGCCGUGCCGGUGAGGCUCCCAUCCUGCUCUGUUUUCAUUAACUGAAGGGAUACAGAGGAAAGCAGAUGCACUAAGCAAGUGCCACCCUGGAUCUAUCACUGUGCACUCUUCAUUGUGGAAAAUGGUCAACAAAGACAUGAAUGGAUUUCCAGUCAAGAAGUGCUCAGCCUUUCAAUUCUUUAAAAAGAGGGUACGGAGGUGGAUUAAGAGCCCGAUGGUCAGCGUGGAAAAGCACCCAAACGGCGGCCUCAAAUACCCAGGGCCCACUGUGAUGCAUUUACCACCAGGGGAUGCGGAGCUGGAGGCCCCCCUGUGCCAGACCUGCUUGGGCGACCACCCCUUCCCCCGGGCCGUUGUGCCACAGGAAACUGAGUCCUGCUCCUGGGAGAGCCAGCCAAGCAGCAAGGUGAAGGAGCCCCAUGGAAGAGGAGAGCCGCUGCCCAGGCCUGAGCCUCUGCCCCUUUGGGGCGGUGACGAUGCAGCUUUCAUGAAACAGAGAAGAAUGGGGCUUAAUGAUUUCAUUCAGAAGAUAGCCACCCACUCCUAUGCAUGCAAGCACCCUGAAGUUCAGUCUAUCUUGAAAAUCUCCCAGCCCCAAGAGCCUGAACUUAUGAACGCUAAUCCUUCUCCUCCGCCCAGUCCAUCACAGCAGAUAAAUCUCGGUCCAUCAUCCAACCCACAUGCCAAGCCAUCAGACUUUCAUUUCUUAAAAGUUAUUGGCAAAGGAAGCUUUGGAAAGGUAAGCUUAACUUCUUUGUCCUGUAAUUGAAUUACUUUUCAGCUCAUGUAUGUGAUGCCUGAGGGCUGUUUGUGCUGCCUUUGGUGAAUGACAGUCAUUUAGAGCAGACCUGGGCAGUGCUGCUGCCCAGCGCCUGGCUCUGCUGGGCUGCAGGGAAGGGAAGCAGGGUUCUGCAUUUCUGAGUCACAGUAGAGCAAGGGAGGGAGUAGGCGGGGGGUG